AUGGCGAACUCGAAAGAGAACACUCCCACCGGGAGCCCGUCUCCCUCAGAAGAAAACUUAAGCGACAAGAUCCGUCUCGCCGCGAAGAUCGACUUCGCCGCAACGAUCUCCUCCGCCAAGAAAGGACGAGAGCCCCCUCCGUCCGCACCACGCCGCUCGAGAAAAUCUUCCUCGAGCGACAAACCCCGCAGCUCGAAGAAAUCCUCCUCGAGCGAGAAGAUCCUCAAACUCAUGGAGAAUCUCGUCAAGCCACUCGCCGACGGUUUCGAGUCAAUGCGAGCACAGCAGAAAAAGACUCAGGAACAGGCGACUUACCACCAAGAGCUCGAACGGGUGAAUCGUCGCCUCGACGAGGUCGAUUCGAAAGUUCAUCGCGCCACCAGCUCAGCUCCGGAAUUGACGAAAGCACUCGCCGACACCCGAAGAAGCCCGCUCACCCGCAGGCUCCGCCAGAUUGAGCUACACGAAAGAGUUCGACUCAAAAUCGACUCUUACACCGGCGAAGAAGACCCCAAGAAGUGGCUAACCGCGUUCAACCUCGCCAUGAGGAGGGAGAAAUACAAAUCUUACGAUGAAAGGGAGGCCAACUACUGUCAAGUAUUCGUCGAGCACAUGGCGAAAGAUGCCUUGACCUGGUUCUCUAACCUCCCCGCCGAGUCGAUCGAUAACUUCGACGACCUAACCAAUGCUUUUCUGAAGCAUUACUCCAUGCACAUGACCCGAAUCACUCGGAACAUGUUCACCACAACGCAAACCCAAGGCGAACCAUUGCGCAGCUUUAUGGAAAGGUUCAAACAAGCAGCUCGCGACACUGGCGACAUGCCCGAUAGCGUCCCGCUAGAAGCACUCCGCAACGGCCUCUGGUACGACUCCAAGUUCAAGGAGGAUUUGUCACUAAAACCCCCUGCGACUCUGGAGGACGCGUUCCACCGCUCUCGGAACUACAUCUUCCUCGAGGAAGACCAGCGCUUCUACGCCGAGAAACAUGGAGAUAGGAGGGCAACCUCGACGAAACCCAGAGAGGAACCCAUGGAGGCACGAAAAAGAUAUAAUCCAAAAAGAUCACUCCUAACGGCGUUCGCAGCAGCCGACAACGAGCCCGAGCAGGAACCGCAUCACAUCAAGAAACGGGCAACAGAUGUCGCGACGCCGAUCUCGACGACUCUGACACGUUUUGCCGCCUCCACGGAACCGCAUGAAUACGCAGCGGUGGAGCACGAUCGCAACCCGACCCGCGAAGAAAUCCCCACUAUCAUCUUCACGGAUCAAGAUACGGCGGGGCUGGAUACCCCUCACGUCGACCCACUCGUGGUCAGCUUGCACAUCAGUGACUCCAGCGUAGCAAGAAUCCUGAUCGAUACCGGGAGCACGGUGAAUCUAAUCUACAAAGAGACCCUCAACCGCAUGGAAAUCAGCAGAGACCAGAUCAAGCGUUCGUUGUACUCCCUCACCGGGUUCACCUCCGAACACGUCUCCAGUGAAGGCACGAUCCGCCUACCUAUCCACGUCGGCGGAACAACCAAAGCCGCCGAAUUCUUCGUCAUCGAUAAACCAGCCAUUUACAACGCCAUUUUGGGCACCCCAUGGCUCCACGAGAUGAAGGCCGUCGUCUCGACCUUUCACCAAUGUGUGAAAUUCCCGGCACAAUCAGGAAUUUACACACUGAGAGGGAAUCAGGGGGCAGCAAGGUCAUGCUUCCUCUAUGAGCGACGGCUCCGCCUAGCAGCAACAUGCACCGCAAACGAGGAAAUGGAUCCACGCCUUCCAUACCACCAGAGACCAAAGCCGGCCCUCGUCGACGAGGUGAAUAUCGACGAAUCGUCCGGAAAGGUGCGUUGGCAUCGGUGGCGACCUCGACGAGAUAAAAGAGCAACUGGUCACAUUGCUCAAACAGAACGUGCACCUUUUCGCAUGGUCAAUGGCAGAUAUGAAAGGGAUCGACCCGGCAAUCACAUCCCACGAGCUAAACGUGGACUCUACCUACAAACCCAUGAGACAGAAAAGACGCAAGCUCGGCGCCGAUAA
Microthlaspi erraticum is the source of this 2025-nucleotide messenger RNA. The record is from the annotation of a GenBank genome assembly. NCBI's taxonomy places the organism in Eukaryota, Viridiplantae, Streptophyta, Magnoliopsida, Brassicales, Brassicaceae.